Dreissena polymorpha is the source of this 5982-nucleotide messenger RNA. RefSeq names its product ferric-chelate reductase 1-like. The record is from RefSeq and is a predicted model, not a curated record. NCBI's taxonomy places the organism in Eukaryota, Metazoa, Mollusca, Bivalvia, Myida, Dreissenidae. The transcript is spliced from 16 exons. Gene Ontology annotation, molecular function: oxidoreductase activity, acting on metal ions. Bases 471 to 2318 code for a protein of 615 amino acids.
AUAACAAAUAAACAAGUAGGCGAAGUGUAUAUAAAUGCACCGGCUAUGCAUGAGCGCCCUCAUCUCAGUAGACACUGUUACCUGUGAUCAAGGAAAAGUCUCGCUAGCCAUAUACAGGUGUGUCAAGUUAAAUGUCGGCUAACUAAUGUAUGUAACUAACUCCUACUUCAGUUAAAUAUGCAGAGCUUGGGUUUUAUUUCUCACUUGAUGGAUUUCCUACUGUUUUGAAGCCUGUUGCACUUGGCAGUCUGUGGUCAUUGGGGAUGGGGCGGUGAUAAGUGGUGUGCACUUUCGUUUGGAUUUAAAUGUUUCACGUACAAUUGGAUUUUGCGUACAUGCAGAUUAAACCUGGGCUGGAAGGCAUCUUAUGAAUCCUGCAAGGGAAUAAGGAACAUACAUUUUGUUUUCCUUCAAAUCUUCUCCUUUCAAGAGUGGUUUGUUAAUAGUACACUGCAUAAGAAAAAAUAAAAAUGUGGCAGCAAAUAACUUCUCUCACCAUUUUUGUGGCAGUGACAAACUUAUGUUAUGGAUUUAAUCCAGACAAUGUUCAGUGUUGCAAUUGUAUGACGAUGAAUCCACAAGGUGUUGGGAGCGUAGAACCGCAGAUAAUGCCAUCUCCUUACGUCAUCCAUGUGGCGAAAAUAGACCGAGGGCAGUACGACACUAGAAAGGACUUAAAUGUGAACUUGACAGCGGACCACACAGAGAAAGGCUUCCGCUCGUUUAUGAUCCAAGCCCGCAGAGUAGACCCAAACAGGAGGACCGGAGAGCCCAUUGGUACAUUCACCUCCCUGGAUUCCGCAGUUCUGGCAGUGGAAGACUGCCCAGGGACGUAUGGGGCGGCACUUGUGAGCUCAGAUUUCUCAGAGAAGCGCAACGUACGCCUGGUGUGGAAUUCAUUCGAUACUUUCCAGGGACACUUGGAAUUCAGGGUCACUUUUGUACAGGAUGAAACCACAUUCUGGGUACGAGAGAAAUCUGUGACCAUCUACGAUCCCAAUGAGCCCAUUGCAGAGAUGAAGAGACCAGAAUAUAUUCUGGCCCCUAUUCGAACUAUUGAUGUCACAGACUGCGGCUCUAAGAAGGGUUGUUACAGAAUGCCAGAAGGUUGUAGAGAAAUCGAAUGCGAAUACAUCGUGACAUGGAGGAACAUCAAUGCUGGUACCACUGAGUUCGAAAUGAGUGCAAUCACUGACGGCUUCAAUGAUAGAUAUUUCGCACUUGGAUUGUCCACGGACAUUUAUAUGGGCGAUGAUCUUGUGUUUGAGUGUGUACACAACCACACCAGCGGGCGUGUGGAGGUAUUCCAGUCCAUCAACUACAAGGACAACACUAACAAACGCCUUAUUAAGCCGAAAGAUGGACUGCUGUCUGAGGAAGGUUCGUACAACAAUGGACGACUGCGAUGUCGCUUCAGACGUGAUAACAGGGUGAACAAUGAGGAGCUGACCAACUAUGGACUGAUUUCUCGUCCAUGGAGGCUACUUAUGGCUCGCGGUCCAUCACACAGAGGGAACAUUCUGCCACAUGAUAUCGUCGUUGGUCACCUGCCGCUUGCCUCCCCUGAGGAAGUGUCACUGGAUGUUGGGGCCGACAUCACGGGGCGCGCCAGGUACCAUCUCGUGAAGGCACACGCUUGCCUGAUGCUACUAGCGUGGAUCUUCUUUGCUCCCAUUGGCCUUAUCUGGAUGAAGUACUACACCACCAUGUGGCCUAACAGCCGCUUCCUGGGACAAAAGUACUGGCUUGUGACCCAUUUCAACUGCACAGUGUGGGUGGUGAUCCUGGUGAUCAUCAGUGUGAUCCUGAUCUUUAUCGAGGCUGGAGGCUGGAGCUAUUUUCACGAGUUGCCGCAGAAAGCACAUCCUAUUCUGGGUAUUAUCGUCUUCAUCUGCAUCAUUGUCAUACCUAUACUGUUCCUGAUCAGGUGUCCUGAAGACCACACCUGUCGGCCAAUUGGAAACUGGUUUUACUGGCUCUUCUGGACUAUUGCCUUCUGUCUGGCUGUGGUGAAUCUAUUUAUUGGCAUGGAGUUUGGCAAGGCGAUGGUUCCCUGGUGGCUGACCUGGAUCAUCUGCAUAUUCUUCCUCUUCAACUUUGUCUGUGAAAUCAUCCUGGAGGUGCACCAAUGCUGCACCCACAAGAAGAACAAAGAGAAUAGGAAGAAAUGGGAGCUGCAGAAGAAAGAAAAUCCUAAUGUACACAUUCCUGAACCCUGGCCUGCCGGGCGCAUCUUCAAGAGGAAUGUGCUGUACACACACUUCAUCGUGUGCCUGAUAGUGGUGAUAAUAGCCGUUAUCACAGUGGCCGUGUCUUAACUGCCUGACUGAGCAACCAGUCUGCGGAAUACAUAGAGACGCAAAUAACUGAACCAGUCUGAGAUUACAUGUUACCAUAGCAAUUAAAUAUUAGUUAAAAAUAUGUCAACAUAAUGUUUUAUCACACCACAAUAUUUUUUUUGAAAUAUGUAGGCUAUACAUGCAAAGAAAAAGUAGUUAAAAGUCCAUCUUAAUGAAAAUUCAUUUUUUUUUAAAUUAUAUAAAGCCUUACGUUUUGUUAAAAAAAAUGAACAGUUUAUUGGUUGAUUUUAAUCAAAAUCGCAUUUUAAAUAAAGCUUCAUUGUGUGUGAAAAUGGCCAAAACAGAUUCAAGAGAGUUACUAUUAUUAAAUACUUUUGAUCUCAACGUAUUGAGACUAACAUGACUACAUGUUAUAGACUAAACCUUUCCCCCUGAGAAGCAGACUGAAAAUGUCAAUCAGCAAACAGCAUAAAACCAGAGCAGCCUGUGAGUCAAUCGCAGGCUGUUCAGGUUUUAUGCUGUUUGCUGCUCAUCAGUAUCUUAGGGUUUGAACUGAAGCCUUUAAGCCUUCAAUUGAGAAAGAAAAAAGGUAUGUUUAAUUUAAAGUUUGUUUAAAGGGACAACAAAGUUUGUCAAAAUGAGUAUCGGAGUUUUAAAGGGUUAUGUGAUAUCUUGUACAAGCAGUUUAAAACCAAAAGCAAUAUUCAGUUACAACAAUGCACUGGUUUCCCUACAGUAUUUACUUGGAUGGUGAAUUAGAUGUUUUCGUAGUAAAUAGGUUGAAAAUUAGGCUGCUAAUUGGGCUGAACAAAAGUUCAAGUUGAAGUAGAAUGGAUUGAUUACUCAUUAUAUGUGACGUUAAAUACCAUUAAUGUACUGUAUUGUAAUGCUUAGUAUUAUGCUUAUUGUUUCGGUAUGUCUUGGAAUGAACCUGAACAGAAUUCAUAAUUCCUCUUAAUCCUGCAAAUUGUAUUUAAUCUGUGUAAUGCUGUGAAAAAGUGGCUUUGCAAAACAUGGGAAUAGUUUGCAACAACACUAUGCUGGCUAUGGCUUCAUUCAACUGCAUGGAUAAAAUUGUGAGAUCAUCUAAAACAGUGAUUGCAAAAUGUUUAGAAGGAAAUUUGGGAUAUGCCAGUUAUUGUCAAGACUGGUUUAUUGCAUGUGUGUUUUGGCAAAUUUGGGCGUCUUAUGGUGCUAAUUCUAUCUAUAUUAUGCAUAUGUUGUUAAUUGUUUCUAUUUUAUCUCGCAUGUUUGCACCAAUACCUUACAUUGCUGUUUACUAAAUUGUACAUUCAGUGGUAUGUCAGAAGUUAUUUGAUUCAGAAUACAUGUCUUUUUUCCUUGAAAGCUUGUUUUAACAAAAGUUGUAUUAUGUUAUUGAUAUUGUUAAAUAUUGCUGUAGAAUUUUCUCCUUAAGUAUUCAUUAGGAAAUAUUCUGUCAGAAUUUUAAACCCUGGAUUCUCUUUAGUAGGCUAUUUAUUUGGGAAAUUGUUAUUUUAGAAUGUUUAAGUCUGGAUUCUUCUUAGAAAUUUCCAACUGAAAGAUUUUCAUAUCUUAAAAGGACUUGGCUUUAAAAAUUGUUCAUCUUUAUAUUAAAGUAUAUGAAAAAAAAGGUAAACCGUAUUAUAUUAGAUUUUGUAUAAAAUAAAUAUUUGUUAUCCCUGUAUAGAUACCCAUAUUGAAAAUUAUGUUUGUUGCUUUAUCAUGUAUGCUUUAUUCAUGAUGCCAUAUUGCGUUUUUAAAAUGCAAACAAAAUAGAUGUCAUGUUUACUGAUAAUAAAACUGUCAUUCAAUUAAUGUGUACCGGUAUAUUAAUUAUCUAGCAUGAAGGUUAUGAUCAUGUUUUUUGAAGUUAUAAUACAUAAAAUUGUAUAGUUUAAUUGUGAAAUUGUUUGUAUCUCUUCUGUAGACUUUAAUUUUGAGAUGAGAUUUUAAUAUUUAAUAAAUAGAAAACCUCUUUGAGUGUCCCAUGACAGACAGACCCAAAUUUCAUUUGGACUUAAGCCAAAGGCUGAGUUCUAUAUACAGUUUGGGGCUUUCGGGCUGGUCUCUAUUUUACAAUUGGGCCUGAAGUGAGGUUUGCAUUUCUUGCAUUGCACUGAACAUUUUCAUCCCGUGUAUCAACCUGUGUCUAAUCAACUAUUUUUUAAGCACGGUCACACAUAUAAAAAAACUUUCGUAGUAAGCUCUAAGCAGAACAUAUUGGCAUUCUGAAACUUGUUUCAUAUAAAUUUUAGAGUUUAACAAUACUUUUAAAUGGUUAAUGAUAACAAAUAAUUUCUAAGUUUUUAACAAUCUUUUGUGUAUAUGUUGAAAGAUCCAUAAAGCGCUACAGCUGAUUGCAACUUAGCUCAGUGUUUACCUGGUGUUGAAUUCAUACGUUAAUAUUUUGCAUGCAUGGUCAUCAAAUUCAUGCUUUAAAAACUGUCAUGAGAUUUAUAAAUGUUUAUUUGCUUUUUAUUAGAUAUUAAACAUAGCGCUUCCCAUUGCUAUAUUGUUUGUUAAAUCUCGUGUUUUAUUUGUGUUUGUAAAUAUUUAGAUGAUGAUUUAAUUGAUGUAGAAUUUCAUUUUUAGAUAUUUAUUGCGAUAAGCUUGAAUUUUUUUCUGUAAUUUUAAUUUUUGAUUCUUGUAAGAUGUUUCAUAUUUCAAGUGAAACAAAGAUAAAAUGUUAGUAUGUUAAGGUGACUAUUACUUUACAUGUGUUGACUAAAGUUUAUAAUACUGAUAUGAAUGUAAUGCAGUAUUUUUUAUAAGUAAAAUUAAAUGAAGCUUAUUGCUUAUUUCUUACAGCAUAUUUUAAUUUCCACAGUGUAAAUGGAUUAUAAACAACAGAGCAGGUACCCACAUAAAUAAUUAUAUUAUCCUCUGCAUACUGCUGUAGAUAAUGUUUAGGUUUAUAACAAAUGAACAUUGUUAACCAAAGAAAUAAUAUGUUCACAUGCGUUUGUGUCAAGAAGCACACCCAAAUCAAUAAUUAUGAAGAUAAUUAUCAUAAUGUCACAAUAAACAUAUUUACUUAUGUAUUUAUUGCACUGUGCGAAUAAUUACAUUUGCAUUGCAUCUGUGUACAUAAGGCUAAUGCCAAUUUUAAAUCAUUCAUCUUGAAAUAGUUCAUAUUCGCAGAAUGGUUCUCAAUAGUCUAUUUUAUCUUGAGAGUUUUUUUACACCAACCACAAAUGAGAUUAUUUUUGUUAAAUGCGCAAAUUAGAUUAUUUCUUAUUAAAUAUAAGAAAUAGUAGUGUAUAUCAGUUUAUUUUUAAACAUGAUUAUCUUUCAUAUUUAGUAGUGGUUGAAGCAACACAAAUGUAUAUUUAUAUUUGAAUUAAACUUGAUCAACAAAUAAAACUAUGCAAUUCUUUUUGGUAGAAAAGAAGAAACUGAAAUAAUGUUUCGAUUAAUUAAAUAUUUUUGAUAAACAAAUAUUUACACUUAUAUUUGAUGUUAAUUAUUGUGUUUAUCCUUAAGUCACCUAUUUUAGUGUUUAAAUAUUUUAUUGUUAUUGUUAUGAAUAGAAAUAACUGUUACCAUGGGAAUUUUCUUUUAAAUGUUGUACAAGUUUGUUUCUAUUUUAGUGCAAGCCAUUGUGUAUAUGCUUACAUCAUCUGCUGUGACUGUAUUUAUUUAUACAAAUAACCUCAUGAUGUAGAAAUAUAUCAUGAAAUAAAUGUAUUUUGGUAUUCUU